AUCUGCUCCCAGUUUCGACCCCUCCGUCCUCCUCUUCCUCCUCCUCCUCUACCUCUCUCCUGCUGCUGACCAUGGCCGGAUCCGUCACCAGCGACAGCUCCGCGGAGCGUGUGGGAUACAUCACCCGCAUCCAGAGCUUCAGCGCCUGCCACCGCCUCCACAGCAUCAACCUGAGUGACGAAGAGAAUAAAAAAGUCUAUGGAAAGUGCAACAACCCUCACGGUCAUGGACACAACUACAAAGUGGAGGUGACGGUGCGGGGAAAGAUUGAUCGUGUCACCGGCAUGGUCAUGAAUCUGACCGACUUAAAGAGAUGCAUUGAGGACGUCAUCAUGACUCCACUGGACCAUAAAAACCUGGACAAGGACGUUCCUUACUUUGCCAGCGUUGUCAGCACCACUGAGAACGUGGCUGUUUACAUUUGGGACAACAUGGUGAAGGCUCUGCUGCCCAACCUACUCCACGAGAUCAAGAUCCACGAGACAGACAAGAACAUUGUCGUGUAUCGAGGAGAAUAGACGUCUGAGUGAAGGCUCUGCUGCCCAACCUACUCCACGAGAUCAAGAUCCACGAGACAGACAAGAACAUUGUCGUGUAUCGAGGAGAAUAGACGUCUGAGUGGAGACCAAAUGUGAUGAUCGUCUACAAGUGCCAUUAAUGACUGCUUGUUGAACAGAUUCCGGUUUGUAAGGCUGAUUCCGGUUUAUUGUGAUGAGUGGUGGAUUAUAGAGAUAAUCUUGCACUUUACACACACUGUAGCAAAUCCAAAUUUGAAGUGUUUUUGUUGAAUUUGUAUUCUUGUUAAAGUGACACAAAGUGCAUUUGUCUACUGGUUGUGACCAAAAAUCAUUUAAUUGCUUGCUUAUUUUUUUUUUAACCCUUUUAAAAAGCUAAAGUAAAUUUCCUCUCAUCUCCCUAUCCUGUUAAUCAUUGUAAACAACUCAUAUUAAUAAAGUGAGCCACAUUAUGGAGAUCGCUGAAUAUCCAACUAUUAAUGAUUCAACAACUAAACUUUUCUGAACAGUAAGUUUAGAUGUAGUAUUCUUCAGCUGGUUAAAAAUAUGAACAGGCACCCCUCUACAAAAUGUCAUGGAAAUCAGUUCAGUAGUUUUUGCCUAAUUCUGCUGACUAACCGUUGUGAGGUCAAACUGACAUUUAGCCACACACUGACAUCUAGUGGAACCAAACUGUACAUGACUCAGGUUAUUGCAUUGAGCCUGGCUGUGAAGCAUUGAUGACCAGUGCUGAAAUGGUUUCUCAUAAUAAAAAUUUAAUAAAUAAAUAUAAUUUAUUUUUUUA
Platichthys flesus (European flounder) is the source of this 1299-nucleotide messenger RNA. RefSeq names its product 6-pyruvoyltetrahydropterin synthase (gene pts). Gene Ontology annotation, biological process: tetrahydrobiopterin biosynthetic process. Gene Ontology annotation, molecular function: 6-pyruvoyltetrahydropterin synthase activity. Lineage: Eukaryota; Metazoa; Chordata; Actinopteri; Pleuronectiformes; Pleuronectidae. The record is from RefSeq and is a predicted model, not a curated record. Gene Ontology annotation, cellular component: mitochondrion. The coding region runs from base 72 to 518 and encodes 148 amino acids. The transcript has 6 exons.